AUGCAAGAUAUUUCCACAUUAGAAAAUUUAUUAUUAAAACCAUAAGAAGAAGCUUUUAAACAUUUAGUCAAAGGAUCUGAUGAAUAUUAUUAUUUUUAUUUCCUAAAACUCUUUCAUGAAAAAGGAGCUAAUUUAUCAAAUGAAGAAAAAGAAUAAUUAAAGGAAUUUAUUUCCAGAGAUACAGAACUUUCAGAAAAAAUUAAAAAAAGAAAACUUUUUGCAUAAUUAGACUAUUAUUCCAAUGAUGUCAUUAAGAGAAAUAAAGUUUUAGGAUUAUUAAGAGAAUAUGUAUUUAAGAUUGAAUAUAAUAAUGAUGUAGAUCCUCAAAUUUAUUAUUUAAGUGAUGUAUCAAGGUUAUUAUUUAUAUAAAAUUUAGAGAGGAAGAAUAUGAAAUAGAAUAAGAGUAAGAAUAAGUUUAAGAAACAAUAGAUUAGAAUGAACAAAUUGAAGAAAAUAUAGAAAUUGUAAAUUAAAAUUAAGAGAGCCAAUAAUUAGAGGAUAUAGAUGCUUAAAAUGAUCUAGAAAAUAUAAAACCAUCAUAUAUUGAAUAAGAGGUUGUAUAAUAAGAAUAAGAGGUUGUAUAAUAAGAAUAAGAGGUUUUAUAAUAAGAAUAAGAUAUUCAAUAAGAAUAAGAAUUAAAAAUUGAAGAACCUUAAUAAAAUAUAGAUAAUAAUGAUUAGGAUCAAGAAUCAAAUUAAAUUGUUGAAUAAUAAGAAGAAGAAUUAGGAUAUGAAAAAUACUAUCCAUCAUAAUUUGAACAAUGUUUAAUUAGUUUGAAUACUUAUUUAGAAAGAGUUUAUACAUAUUCAUCCAUUUAUUUAAGUUGGUUACAACCUCAUUACUACCAUCUUUUAGAUAUAGAAAGAAUUUUAAAAUAAAAUAGUGUUUAACUUAUAGAGACCUACUUAGAAAAAGCUGAGAAUAUAGAUUAGUAAUUAUUUAGUAUAAUUUUAGAAAUAUGGAUGUUAUAAAAUUAUUUUAAUUUUUGUUAAACUAAAAGUAAUAAUCAAAGAAAUUAAAUCAAUUUCUACCAAAGUUAUCUGAGGCAUAAUUAAUUUAAUUAUCAGAAUUUCAACCUAAAUUAUUGGAUGAUAAAGAUUUUGUGAUGAUUUUAUAUUAAAUUAAAUUUGAAAGAAAAGCAAUUUAAUUUAAUGAAGAUAAAUAAGCAUUGUAUAGAUUAAAAGAAGCUUCAACAGAGUUUUUCUUUAAAUUAUCACCAAAAUUUUAAGAUAAUAAGAUCUAACAAUUAAAUUCUUUAAUUGAAUUUGGAACUUCUAAUAAUAUACUUAUUAAAUAAGAAUUAAUAAUUGAAUGGCUUAAAAAUUAUUAAUCUAUAUUUAAUCCUUUGAUUGAUGAUUUAUAGGUUAAUGAAAAUAAAAAAAUUGUAUAUUUAGUUGGUAAUAAUACUUAAUUUAAAAUUCUAAAGAGAUAUUUAUAAACUUAUUUAAGAAAUAAUGAAAGUUUAAACUUUCUAUCUUAAUAUAUAUCAAACAAUAUUCUAGAGUAGAUGGAAGCUGAAAUAAAAUUAUAUUAAGGAAAAUAAUUGGAACAUAUCUCAAAGAUUCUACCAUAAGAUAAACUUGAGAAAAUGAAUAAUGAAAAAAUCUUAGAGAUUUUAGAUACUAAUAAAAAGUCAUUUAAACAUGGGUAUAUAUUAUUUAAUUAUUUCAAGAGAAAAAGUGAGUUUGUAAUGUAAAUUAAAAAACAUAUAAUAAUUAACAAUUAAAAUAUUUUAAAUUAAUUGUGAAAAUUAUUGUCUUUUAAAUGAGAAAAAUGCGAAUAUAGAUAUAUCAUUAGAUGGAAUAAUUCCAAAUGAAGAAAUAGAAUUUACAUAUCAAUAACCACCUAUUGAAAUAUUUUAUAAAGAAUUUACAUUUGAUACUAUAACCAAUUCUAGAUAUGGUGCAUUUGUAAUAGAGUUUUUAGGAAGUGGUUUAUAUGCAAAAGCAUUUAUAGUUAAAGGAAGAUUGAAUUUAGAAAAUACAAUUACAUCUGCAGGUCAUUCUUUAAAAAUAUAUAAUGAAAAUAAAGAACUUUGUAAAGGUGAAGGUACAGGAGUAUGGCUUGAAAAGAAAUUCUAUUAAGUAAAUUAGAGAAAUGAGAUUAUGAUACCAUUUACAAUUAAUCGCAAAGUUAUUAAUUGCAUUAUUGUAUAUGAAAAUUAUGCAGAAGUAUCUGAAAUAACAAUUGAAACUGAAAAAUAUGAAUUAAAUUGCUUAUUUUUUUUGGAUUAAGAAUAAUUCAUAUCAGAAACUGAAACAUCAAUUAAUAUUUUUCCAGAACUCACAGUUGCUAAUAAAACAAUUGAUAUUGGAUUAUUAAAAAAUACAAAAAUUAGAGUAUAAUCAACAAGUAUAUCUAAUGUAAUCAGUUAUAAUUAAACAGAAGAAGCAUAAUUUAAAAAUGGAUAACCUUAUUCAUUUUAAAUGAGAAAUCUUUCAAAUUUAGAUAAAACAACUAUUAAUGUAUUUGGAUAGAUUAUGUCAAUGACAGAGAAUAAAUUAUUAGAUUUGUAAUUUGACUUUAAUAUUAAUUAUUAAUAUGAAUCAAAACUUAGCAAAUAAUACAUAAAACAUUCUUAAGAAUAUGGAUAUGAAUUAAUAGUCAUAGGAAGAAAUGGUGAGAUAUAUGAAAAUUUAUUAUUUGAAAUUACAUUUUGGUCUAUGUACAGUACACAAUCAACAACAGCAAAAUUAAAAACUAAUGAUUAAGGUAAAAUAUUAUUAGGGCAAUUAGAAGGUAUUAUAAAAUUAAGUUCUAAAUGUUUAUCUUCUAAUUAAUAAUAAGUUCCACCUGAAUUGAAUUACACAAUACUUAAAACAGAUUAUUUAAAAAAUACUAUUUAAAUUUAACAUCUAAAAACAAUAGAGAAUUAGUUUUUAUAGACUAUUUCAUUUUAGAUAUAAUAAACAGAAGAAAAAUAUUAAGUUAUGGUAAUUGCUUCUUAAUUUAUACAUCCUAAUAGUUAGAAUAUUGAAUAUGCUUAAUAUUUAUAAAAAAAUUAAUUUAAGAAAAAUGAAAAUCUUUAUUUAAAUGAUUUAAUUAACAAUUAAUUCAAAUCAAAUUAAUAUGUUUAAUUUGAAAUUGCAUAUGUAUAAAAUAGAAGAACCAAACCUGCUUAUAUAGGAAACACUCUUGAAAAGCCAAGUGUUUUAUUGAAUAGAGAAUUUGUAUAAGAAACUACAAAUGCAGAAGAAUGUUAAUCAGAUGAUUAAAAUGAGGAACCUUAAGAAUAUGGUGAAGAAGAUGAUGAAGAUCGAUGUAGUGAUAGAAUGGAAUGUGAAGCUCCAUAUGAGAAAAAAAAAAUGAAGAAAAAAACAUCAAAAAGAAAAUAAAUGGUAGGAGACAAAGGAAUCUAAAUAUAAAAAUAUAUUGAUGUUACAAAUCAUAUGAAUUUUUUGAAAAGAUCUGCUUAAAUUAUAAUAGUUAAACAACAAGAAUCUAAUUAAUAUGAGUUGACUUUUCCAGAUUAUAUACAAUAAGUUCAAAUAAUUGUAAUAAAUGAAAAAAACAUUUAAAAUAAAACUAUAGGCUUAAAAUCUAAAGAUCCUUAUUAAAAGGAUAUUACACAUAAAUCAAAAUUAGAAAUAGGAAAAUUCUAUUCUCCUUAUAGAGAAUCAAUUAUUAUUUCAAAAGGUUAAGAAUAUUUAUUAACUGAUUGUGCAAAUACUCAAUUUAAAAUUAUUGAUUCAUAUGAAGAAGCAUGUUCAAUAUUGAAAAAUAUUUCUUAAAAUUGUGAUCAUUCAAUAUUAAAUAUAUAUUCAACUUGGAAUAAUAAGAAUUUAGAAGAAAAACUUAAGCUAUAUAAUAAUUAUCAAUCAGAUGAAUUUAAUUUAUUUUUAUAUUUUAAAGAUCCUGCUUUCUUUGAAAUAUACAUUUUAGGUUAUAUAAGAAACAAAAUAGAAAAAUCAUUUAUUGAUUAAUUUUUACUAAAAAAUGUAUAAUACCUUUCAUAACAAGUAUCUAGCGGAAGAUUUACUUAAUUGAAUGCUUUAGAAUAGACUCUAUUAUUUAUAUUUUUUAAUGAAAUUUAAGAAAAUAAAUUAUAUUCCAAUAGAAUAAAAAAUUGUUUAUAUUCAACAAUUAAAAAUUAUGAAAUAAAAUAAUUGGAAAGAAAAUAAACAUUUGAUACAAUUAUAGGUGGAGAAGGUGAAGAAAAAGGUUUAGAAUCAGAUUGUGAGAAUGAAGAUGAGAUUUAUUAAGGAGCAGGAGGUGGUGGAGGAAAUGCUAUUGAAUGUUGUGAAGAUGACUGCUAUUAUGAUUGUGAAUAAAAUUAUUGUGAAGAGGAAUGUUAAUAUUAAAGUAAAGAAGUAAAACGUGGUAGAAGAACUUUAUAAAGACACAGUUACAAUGAUUAUGAUGAUUGUAAUCAAUAUGAUGUAUACAGGGAAAUGAGCAUUUAACCAUUUAGAAAUAUUAAAUAAACAUGUGAAUAUUGUGAAUUACAUUAUAGAGAUCGUUAAACAUUAUAGAAUCCUGAUUUAACUACUUAUAAUGAUUUUUAUCAUGAUUUAGUUGAACAUUCCAUAUCUCAAGGUGUAAUUGAUAAUCCUUUUGUUUCUUCGAAAUUCAUUUAUAAUAAUCUUGGAAAUAGUCAUGAUCUAAUAAUUACAGCAGCUUUAUUAGGAUUACCAUAUACAAAUUUAGUUUAAGUAGAAUAGUAGUAUAUAGAAAAAGAUUUACAUAUUAAAGCAUAAACACCUUGUAUUUUGUUAAAGAAAUAAUUAAAAGAAUUACCAAAAUAAAUUAAUAAAUAGAUAUUAGUUAUUUAAAAGUUUUAUGAUGAAAAUAAUAGAUAUAUAAAAAAAGAUGGAGAAAAUAUUGAAUUAUAACCUUUAGAAUUUGAAAUUAAAAAAAUAUAUCAUUGUGAAAUUGUUAUUACUAAUUGUUCAUCUAAAAAAUUAAAUGUAUUUUUAUUAUUAGAGAUACCCAAUGGAUCACUUCCAUUUGAUCAAAAUAAUUAUUCUAGUAUAAAUACAGUUAGUCUUAAACCUUAUUAAUCACGUACUUACCAUUAUUCAUUUUAUUUUCCAAAUAUUGGAAGCUUUUCAGUUUAUCCUGCAGUUGUUUCUACUGAAAAAGCAGUCAUAGCAGUUGCUGAGGAAUACUAAUUUAUUGUAGUAGCUAGUUCUUAAAUAUUAAAUAAAGAGAAUCUUAUGGAUAUUAUAUAAAAAGGUAGUAAAGAUGAUAUUCUUGAGUAUUUAAGAAACAAUAGUGGAGUAGAUUUAUCUUAAAUUAAGAAAUAUUUUAAAGAUAGAACAUUUUAUUUUAAAUGUUGUGAAAUACUUAGAGAGAAAUUAGAAUUGAAAGAGGAAAUCUUAUAAUAUUGUUUUAUUCAUAAUGAUCUUGAAGGACUUAAGGAUUAUCUUGCUUUAGAAGAUAUUUAAGAAAUCCUUAAAGAAUAAUUUGUAUAUUUAAAGACUUCUUUAAUUUAACUUAAUUCUGUAAGAUUUUAUGAAUAUUAUCCAUUAUUAGUAAAAAGAGUACAUACAUUAGCUAGUAUUGAUUAAGGAAUAUUAAAUGUUUAAUUGAAAUAACAAUAUAAAGAAUUUCUAAAUUAUCUUGUAAUAAAAUAAGAUUUAUCAAUAACAGACAAAAUUAUAUUUUGUUAUUAUUUAUUAUUAUAAUCAAGAAUAAAUGAUGCCAUUAAAAUAUAUUAGAGUAUUAAUUAAAAAUUCAAUGAUGAUGAUCCAAUUUUAUAAUAUGAUUAUUUAAGUGCAUAUCUAGAUUUAUAUAUUGGAUAUCCUAAUUUUGAUGGAGCAAGAUCAAUUUGUGAAAAAUAUCUAAGUUAUCCAGUUAUUGAAUGGAGAAAUCUCUUUUAUGAAGUAAUGAAUUUAUUAGCUGAAUUUGAUGGAGAUGAAGAUAAAAUAAUAGAAAAAUAAACAGAUGAACAUUAAUAAAAAAAUUAAGAUUAAGCUAAUAAAGAAGAAUAAUUGUAAUUUGUUGUUGAAAAUGAUCAAAUCAAAAUUACUUAUUCUAAUCUUCAUUCAAUCUCAAUUGAACAUUAUUUAAUUGAUUUAGAAGUUAUCUUCUCCAAGAAUCCUUUCUUAAGUGAUCAAAAUUAUAAUAAUUACACUUAUACUAAACCUAUUCAUACAUCAAAACAUACAUUAUAAUUCAAUUAAACUUAAUAAUAAAUGAUAAUAUAAUUUCCUGAUAAUUUGAAACAUAAAAAUUAAAUCAUUUAAAUUAAAGGAGAUACUAAAAUUGUUAGUCAUCAUUAUAUUGAAACUAAAUUAUAAAUAAAUAUAACUGAAAAUAGUGGUUAAUUAAGAAUCUCUAAUUAAGAAGGCAAAUACUUAGAAAAAAUAUAUAUCAAAACAUUUGUAAAGAAAAGUGAUGGUUAAAAUAUAUUCUAUAAAGAUGGAUACACUGAUCUAAGAGGUAGAUAUGAUUAUGCUACUCUUGAUUCAUAAUCUUUAGAAGAAGUGUCUAAAUUUGCAGUUCUAAUUGUAAGUAAUGAUUUAGGUAAUUAAUUAUGAUCUAUUUAAGGUUCUAUGAUUAAAGAAAUCAAUCCUCCAUCAUAAGUAGGAAAUUAUGGAAGAGAAGUCAAACUCUAAUCUAAAUUAUGGACAGGUAAAGCAAAAAUGGAAUAAGAAAAAUAAGAAAUUAUAUAUAAAUCUAAAAAAUUAGACAAAAAAAAAUGCUGA
This is a messenger RNA of Paramecium pentaurelia, 6650 nucleotides long. The record is from the annotation of a GenBank genome assembly. NCBI's taxonomy places the organism in Eukaryota, Ciliophora, Oligohymenophorea, Peniculida, Parameciidae.